This is a messenger RNA of Bombyx mori (domestic silkworm), 1226 nucleotides long. It is a transcript of the gene eIF1, whose product is annotated as protein translation factor SUI1 homolog. The record is from RefSeq and is marked provisional. Gene Ontology annotation, molecular function: RNA binding; ribosomal small subunit binding; translation initiation factor activity. Gene Ontology annotation, cellular component: eukaryotic 43S preinitiation complex. Gene Ontology annotation, biological process: translational initiation. NCBI's taxonomy places the organism in Eukaryota, Metazoa, Arthropoda, Insecta, Lepidoptera, Bombycidae.
CAUUACGUUUUGGAGUUAACAUAAAUUGGCUGUUUGUCAGCGAGCACAUAACAGCGCGUUAUCAGUGACAGUUAUAUUGUUGAGUGCGUAGUAUCGCAGCGUUUCGUUGAAACAAAGAGACCCUACGUUCAAUCGUAUGUCCAUCCAGAAUCUCAACACAUUCGACCCAUUCGCCGAUGCUAUCAAAAGCUCGGAGGACGACGUUCAAGAUGGUUUAGUCCACGUCCGUAUCCAGCAACGAAACGGGCGUAAGACGCUGACUACGGUGCAAGGCCUUUCCUCGGAAUAUGACCUGAAGAAGAUCGUGCGGGCAUGCAAGAAGGAGUUCGCGUGCAACGGUACGGUCGUGGAGCACCCGGAGUACGGCGAGGUGCUGCAGCUUCAGGGCGACCAGCGAGAGAAUAUUUGCCAGUGGCUCACCAAAUCCGGCUUAGUGAAGCCUGAACAACUCAAGGUGCACGGUUUCUAAGCCGCCCUGCUAAAACAUAACAUGUCCACACUCAACAUUGUAUUAUGAGAGAUUGCGCGUUGUAAUUAUAAAUCCUAUUAAAAAUAUGUAUUUAGAGAGCACCGACGUCUACAGAGAAAAGAGAACACGGUUGUCCGCGCCCUGUGCCUUGCGACUUCCUCUGUUGUAUAAAAUAUUGUAAAUCUUAUAUAUUAUCGCCGCCGUCUCGUCUCAUAAGUUGCAAAAUAAUCAAUCGAACGAAAUAGUGAAUAUACCUAAUAGCUUGUUUUUGUUUUUAUACGACAUUGUAUUUUUAAAUUGCUGUAAUAAUUCAAUUAAUAAAUAACAUGUUUUUGUAUGCAUUCCACUUUUAUUUUGAUCGUCGCGUGUGCAAUCUGCUAUGGUUGCUAGCAGCACAUAACGGUGGUUCUGCAAAUGUGAUUACCUAUGUGUGCAGUGAAUGUGGGUGAAAGUAGGUAAGUUGGAGCUAAGUCACGAAAAUACGUGUUGCGUGGAACAAAGGCACGGUGAUAUGAUGCUGUGAAGUUUUCUAACGUUUCCUUGUUAUAAUAAACAAAGAUAAGCAAAGGGCCUUCGUUAUUUAGUUUCAAUGUUUACCUGAUUAACAGAUAUGACGAUAUAAUUUAAGCGAACCAUAAUUUUAAAAUCAUUUGUUCAACACAUGAUCAUAAUUUGUAUCUGUUUGGACUUUGUAUGUUUGUGUCAAGAAAAAUACCACAGACUAGAUAAUUCGUAAGUAAAUUCUCGAACUGACAAA